Messenger RNA from Capsella rubella, 801 nucleotides. RefSeq names its product BAHD acyltransferase BIA1. Bases 1 to 801 code for a protein of 266 amino acids. NCBI's taxonomy places the organism in Eukaryota, Viridiplantae, Streptophyta, Magnoliopsida, Brassicales, Brassicaceae. The transcript has a single exon. The record is from RefSeq and is a predicted model, not a curated record.
AUGGCUCGAGGAGAGGGCGAAUCUCUGGUUGAUCCCGCGUUUGCAGCAGCAAAUUUUUACCCACCAGCCAGUCCGUUCUUUCAGCUUCCGCUGGACGAAAAUGCCAACAAGAUAAGCAAAAUAACAAAGAGAUUCGUGUUUGGUUCGUCCAAGUUGGAAGAGCUUAGGGUCAAAGCUGCUACUGCAGACGUCGUAGCCAAACCUACCCGAGUGGAAAGUGUUACUGCACUUCUUUGGAAAGCCUUCGUUGCAUCCUCAAGCACAAAUACUUCCGACACGAAGAUUUUGAUCCAACCAGCUAACUUGCGCCCCAAGAUACCUUCCUUUCUGCCAGAAAACCUAAUCGGAAACGUCAUGUUCUCUUCUGCAGUCUUGAGUGUUAGUCGAGGAGAGAAUGUUAAAAUUGAAGAGGCCAUUAAAGACUUGCGAAAAAAGAAAGAGGACUUAGGAGUUGUAAUCAAAGAUGAGGAUGGGUCAACGUCUUUGAAGAUUGGUGCUAAACUAGCAAAUCUGAUGCUCGGUAAAUUUGCAAUGUUGAGCUAUGAGACUCACCAACCCUACACAGUGAGUAGUUGGUGCAAGUUACCUCUUUAUGAGGCAAGUUUUGGAUGGGGAUCGCCGGUUUGGGUCGUCGGCAAUGUUGCUCCGAUGUUGGACAAUGUAACUAUGUUGAUGGAUUCCAAGGACGGACAAGGAAUUGAAGCGUUGGUCACAUUACCUGAAGAAAACAUGAUGUGUUUUGAACAGAACACAGAACUCCUUGCUUAUGCUUCUAUGAAUCCAAGUGUCUUGGUCGAAUAG